Messenger RNA from Candida tropicalis MYA-3404, 609 nucleotides. RefSeq lists its product as uncharacterized. Gene Ontology annotation, cellular component: nucleus. Lineage: Eukaryota; Fungi; Ascomycota; Pichiomycetes; Serinales; Debaryomycetaceae. The transcript has a single exon. The record is from RefSeq and is a predicted model, not a curated record. Gene Ontology annotation, biological process: poly(A)+ mRNA export from nucleus. Bases 1 to 609 code for a protein of 202 amino acids.
AUGUCAAGUGAAUUAUCUACAAAAACAGUUGUUGAAUUGAAACUGUUAUUAAAAGAAAAUGGAUUAUCUACAGAUGGUAAAAAAGUUGAAUUAGUUCAACGUUUACAAGAAUUUCAAGAUCAAAAUACACCUGUUGCUGCUACUACUGCUGCUGCUGCUGCUGCUGCUGCUGCUCCAGAAUCAGAACAACAACAAGAACAACAAUCAGAAGAAUCAAAACCAAUAACUGAAGAAGGUGAAACAGGACAACAACAAGAAGAAGAAGAAGAAGGUGAAAAAUCAAAUUCUAAUGAAGGUGCAGAAGAAUCAACAUUGACUGUAAUUCAACCACAACCAAAAGAAGAACCAAAACAACUUUCAGCUGAAGAAAGAAAAGAAUUAGCUAUAUCUUUAUUAGAGAAAAAAAUUAAAAGAGCUGAAAAAUUCGGUGAUGAACAAGCUGCUAAUGAUGCUAGAAAAGAUUUAAAAAGAGUUGAAAAAUUUGGUGUUGAAUUGGGUACUGCUUUAGCUAGAGAAAUUGGUUUAGUAGAUAAAACUUUACCAAAUAAAAACAGACAUAAUCGUCGUUUCAAUCGUGGUUUUAAAAAAUCUAACAAGAAGAGGAGAUAA